AUGACCGUCUCAGCCUCCGCCCGACCCCUUCCUGCGCGUCCGCUCUUCCCCUGCGCCCGCCCGCGCCCCGGCCCCGCCCCAGGCCUCGCCCCCGCUUCGCCGCCGCCGCCGCCGCCGCCGGCGGCCGCAGCCAGGAGCAGCCGCUCGCCUGCAGACCGGCCCCGCGGAGCCCGCGCGCCGAGCCCCACAAUGGCUUAUUCAGAAGAGCAUAAAGGUAUGCCCUGUGGUUUCAUCCGCCAGAAUUCCGGCAACUCCAUUUCCUUGGACUUUGAGCCCAAUAUAGAGUACCAGUUUGUGGAGCGGUUGGAAGAGCGCUACAAAUGUGCCUUCUGCCACUCGGUGCUUCACAACCCCCACCAGACAGGAUGUGGGCACCGCUUCUGCCAGCACUGCAUCCUGUCCCUGAGAGAAUUAAACACAGUGCCAAUCUGCCCUGUAGAUAAGGAGGUCAUCAAUUCUCAGGAGGUUUUUAAAGACAAUUGCUGCAAAAGAGAAGUCCUCAACUUAUAUGUAUAUUGCAGCAAUGCUCCUGGAUGUAAUGCCAAGGUUAUUCUGGGCCGGUACCAGGAUCACCUUCAGCAGUGCUUAUUUCAAGCUGUGCAGUGUUCUAAUGAGAAGUGCCGGGAACCAGUCCUACGGAAAGACCUGAAAGAGCAUUUGAGUGCAUACUGUCAGUUUCGAGAGGAAAAAUGCCUUUAUUGCAAAAAGGAUGUGGUAGUCAUCAAUCUACAGAAUCAUGAGGAAAACUUGUGUCCUGAAUACCCAGUAUUUUGUCCCAACAAUUGUGCGAAGAUUAUUCUAAAAACUGAGGUGGGUGAACACCUGGCUGUAUGUCCUGAAGCUGAGCAAGACUGUCCUUUUAAGCACUAUGGCUGUGCUGUAACGGAUAAACGGAGGAACCUGCAGGAACAUGAGCAUUCAGCCUUACGGGAGCACAUGCGUUUGGUUUUAGAAAAGAACGUCCAAUUAGAAGAACAGAUUUCUGACUUACACAACAGCCUAGAACAGAAAGAAAGUAAAAUCCAGCAGCUAGCAGAAACUAUAAAGAAACUCGAAAAGGAGUUCAAGCAGUUUGCACAGUUGUUUGGCAAAAAUGGAAGCUUCCUCCCAAACAUCCAGGUUUUUGCCAGUCACAUUGACAAGUCAGCUUGGCUAGAAGCUCAAGUUCAUCAAUUAUUACAAAUGGUUAACCAGCAACAAAAUAAAUUUGACCUGAGGCCUUUGAUGGAAGCAGUUGAUACAGUGAAACAGAAAAUUACCCUGCUAGAAAACAAUGAUCAAAGAUUAGCUGUUUUAGAAGAGGAAACUAACAAACAUGAUACCCACAUUAAUAUUCAUAAAGCACAGCUUAGUAAAAAUGAAGAGCGAUUUAAACUGCUGGAGGGUACUUGCUAUAAUGGAAAGCUCAUUUGGAAGGUGACAGAUUAUAAGAUGAAGAAGAGGGAGGCGGUGGAUGGGCACACGGUGUCCAUCUUCAGCCAGUCCUUCUACACCAGCCACUGUGGCUACCGGCUCUGUGCUAGAGCAUACCUGAAUGGGGAUGGGUCUGGGAAGGGGACACACCUGUCCCUAUACUUUGUGGUCAUGCGAGGAGAGUUUGACUCACUGUUGCAGUGGCCAUUCAGGCAGAGGGUGACCCUGAUGCUUCUGGAUCAGAGUGGCAAAAAGAACAUUAUGGAGACCUUCAAGCCUGACCCCAAUAGCAGCAGCUUUAAAAGACCUGAUGGGGAGAUGAACAUUGCAUCUGGCUGUCCCCGCUUUGUGGCUCAUUCUGUUUUGGAGAAUGCCAAGAACGCCUACAUUAAAGAUGACACUCUGUUCUUGAAAGUGGCCGUGGACUUAACUGACCUGGAGGAUCUCUAGUCACUGUUAUGGGGUGAUAAGAGGACUUCUUGGGGCCAGAACUGUGGAGGAGAGCACAUUUGAUUAUCACAUUGACCUGGAUUCAGACUCAAAGCACAUUUGUAUUUGCCUUUUUCCUUAAUGUUUGAAGUCAGUUUAAAACUUCUGAAGUGCUGUCUUUUUACAUUUUACUCUGUCCCAGUUUGAAACUUAAAACUCUUAGAAUAUUCUCUUAUUAUUUAUAUUUUUAUAUUUCUUGAAAGAUGGUAAGUUUCUUGAAGUUUCCGGGGCAUUUCUCUUUUACUGGUUCUUAGCGCAGUGUCUCGGGCAAUCUAAAUAUUGAAUGUUAUGCAGGACAUAGAGGUAGCAGAAUUCCCAGUUGAAAAUGUUUUGAUAUUUUAUUGUUUGGCCUAUUGAUUCUAGACCUGGCCUUAAGUCUGCAAAAGCCAUCUUUAUAAGGUAGGCUAUGCCAGUUAAGUAAUGGGUGAUGUAGUUACAAAGAUAAUAUGCUCAGUUUGGACCUUUUUUUCAGUUAAAUGCUAAAUAUGUGAAAAUUACUAUACCUCUAAGUAUUUUCAUAAAAUUCACCAGCAGUUUGCAAGCACAGUUUUGCAAGGCUGCAUAAGAACUGGUGAAUGGGGUAAGCAUUUUCAUUCUUCCUGCUGAAGUAAAGCAGAAAGUACUGCAUAGUAUAUAAGAUAUAGCCAGCUAGCUAAAGUUCAGAUUUCAUUAGGUCCAACCCUAUGAAAAAAAGUAUUUUCAUAGGUCAAAAAUGGUAAAAAAUUAGCAGUUUCGUAAGAUUCAACCAAAUAAAUACACACACACACACACACACCUAUAUAUGUGUGUAUACAAACAGUUUGAAUGUAUUUUGGCAACAGUAAUAAUGUGAGGAUGGAUAGAAUUUAGUAUAUGAUAGAGAAAAUUUCCUAUGGGUGUCAGAAGUACUCUCAACGAAAACUGAUGGCUAAAACAGUAUCUACUACUCUCUGAUAACUUUUAUUUUUUGAGACAGAGUUUCGUUAUCACCCAGGCUGGAGUGCAGUGGCGUGAUCUCAGCUCACUGCAACCUCUGCCUCCUGAGUUCAAGUGAUUCUCCUGCCUCAGCCUCCUGAGUAGCUGGGAUUACAGGCGCCCGUCACCACACCCAGCUAAUUUUUGUAUUUUUAGUAGAGACGGAGUUUUGCUACGUUGGCCAAGCUGGUCUCAAACUCCUGACCUCAAGUGAUCUGCCCGCCUCGGCCUCCCAAAGUGCUGAUAUUACAGGCGUGACCCACCACGCCAAGCCUCUGACAACUUUUGAAUUUGUAAGCUGCUAUGCAAAUGGGCAUUUAUAUAAACUUGUAAUGUUUCUUGUCAGAAUUCUGAGUACUUUGUGAAGAACAGAAAUGAUCAUGUUCUUAUGCAUCUAUCUGUAUGGGUCUGAAGGUGUAUAUACAAAUUGAGAUGAGUCCUUAUGACUCUUGAUAAGCCUGAGUUUAACAACAAAAAUGCCAAGUUGUCCUGAGCCCUUCUGCAUUGUUAUGCCACUUCCCUACUGCUCAUAUGCACGCUGGCUCCCCUGGGCAUGCAAGGAUGAGUAUGGGCCACAGGCCCCUGUAGAACUGCUUACCUGGUGAUGACCGUGCACCUUACAAUUUCUGAACAGUUAACCCUAUAGAAGCAUGCUUUAUAUGAGUGUCUUCUGGGAAGAGGAACCUUCUUAAUCUCUUCUGUGGGAUUUUCAAAAUGCUAAAGACUCACACUGCAGCAAUCAUCCCAGAUGAUUAAAUUCAAAGAAAUAGGUUCACAACAGGAAUAUACUGAAGAACUAGAGUAUCGCUGCUGGUGAACUGUGGCACAGCUGAUGCCCAACACAUCACCUCGGACAAAUUCGGGAAGGAUUUCUUUAGCCCACAAGGCCAGACCCCGGUGCUCCGUGUGUUUUUUACUGUUCUUCAUCAUGUCCAAGUUCACUCUGUCUUCCUGAGUGGUGGUAGAUCAUAUUGCUGUAACUCCUUUUAAGUAGUUGAUGUGGAAAACAUUUUAAAGUGAACUUGUCAAAAUGCUGGUUUUGUGUUUUAUCCAACUUUUGUGCAUAUAUAUAAAGUAUGUCAUGGCAUGGUUUGCUUAGGAGUUCAGAGUUCCUUCCUCAUCAAAAUAGUGAUUAAGUGAUCCCAGAACAAGGAAUUCUAGAGUAAAAACCACCCCUUUUUCACAAAA
Molecule: messenger RNA, 4044 nt
Organism: Symphalangus syndactylus (siamang)
Lineage: Eukaryota; Metazoa; Chordata; Mammalia; Primates; Hylobatidae
Gene: TRAF5
Product: TNF receptor associated factor 5
Biological process (GO): regulation of apoptotic process; signal transduction; positive regulation of canonical NF-kappaB signal transduction
Cellular component (GO): cytoplasmic side of plasma membrane; plasma membrane signaling receptor complex
Molecular function (GO): thioesterase binding; tumor necrosis factor receptor binding; zinc ion binding
Source: RefSeq, a predicted model, not a curated record